AUGUUGGAAACUGAAAGAGAAAUGAGUACCCGAGAACGGUUUUUUAAGAAGCUUAUGGAAUCGGUGGAAGGAAAAAAAGACAAUCAUUAUAAUAUCAUUACUAAAGAUGCUUAUGAUUCGCUUCUAAAAGAGGUUGAGGAUGCGAUAUCAGCCACUAAAAAAACCUCUGCUCAAUAUAGAAGGAUCAAGCGAUUCAAUGUUUUGGAAUUUGGCGAUACAAAAAAGCUGGUAACCCGCGGAGAGCCAGUCAAAUAUUAUUUGCCGAUGGAAGACAUUUUUGAUGUCAUUGAUUUGUCACAUAUCGCUAUAGGGCAUGGAGGGAGAGAUCGUCUGAAGGUUGAAACUUCAAGAAAGUACGCCAACAUUACCACUGACAUGAUAAAUAUUUUUUUGUCUCUCUGUGAAACGUGCCAGAAAAAGAAAAAACUAGGAAAGAAAGGACUCGUUUCGAAACCAAUUUUGGCAUUUUGCACACUGAAUUAA
Metopolophium dirhodum (rose-grain aphid) is the source of this 483-nucleotide messenger RNA. RefSeq names its product KRAB-A domain-containing protein 2-like. The record is from RefSeq and is a predicted model, not a curated record. Bases 1 to 483 code for a protein of 160 amino acids. The transcript has a single exon. Lineage: Eukaryota; Metazoa; Arthropoda; Insecta; Hemiptera; Aphididae.